Plectropomus leopardus (leopard coralgrouper) is the source of this 3549-nucleotide messenger RNA. The record is from RefSeq and is a predicted model, not a curated record. NCBI's taxonomy places the organism in Eukaryota, Metazoa, Chordata, Actinopteri, Perciformes, Serranidae.
AUGGUGACCUUCUCUGAAACAACACAGGUCUCCCCCAUGGAGCUGCGUGAGCCGACUUGUCUGACCGCGACCCUGUCCCCGGGGCUGCGGCGGAAAAAGAUGCUGUGGCAGAACGCUGUAAAACACAUUAUUAUCCAGCAGGAGCUCAGCGCCCAGGUGGGUGUGGAACCAGCAAGUAAAAUCUUUGUGACGGAUGCCUACAUGGAGGAGAUCAACAGACAAAUCCGCAACAAGGCCUCACGCGGGGUCACCAAACGCCGUUCCUCCACAUUUAGAGUGCACCCCUCCCAGUCUCGUGGCUCCACCAGCACAUGCAACAGUGUCAGGGGUUCUUAUAAUGAAUACGCCAGCGAUGCUGACUUCUUUGUGCACUGGGGCCACACAAUUCAUGGAGUCUACAUACCCACCCUGAGGCACACCUUCAAGUCUCGUGAUCUGGAGAAACUCUACCAGCAACACUACUCUCACCAAAGACGUAACUCUCUAGCCUUCACAAAUGUAAUCGAUGCAGUCGCCAAGCUACACGUGUUGGUUCUAUACUUGGCGUUGGCACCUGAGGCGGUCACAGACACUCUGCGUGUCUGCCUGACAGGCAUUUUCAUGGUGUUAGCUGUAGCGCUGUGCAUUGUGGUGUUAUCCUGCAAAGACUCCAUGUCCCCACGGUGGCUCCAUUACGCUGGUUUAGCUAGCUGGCUGUCUCAGACAAUACAGGUGCUGGGAGGACUGGUGUAUGGACUGGAAAAAGAUCCAUCGUGGUACGUUUUGUUCACGUUGUUCGCCACAUACACGCUGCUGCCAUUACCUCUGCUGUGGGCCAUAUGCGCCGGCACACUCACUUCAGUACUGCACCUUCUGCUGGAGGUGAUGCACUACUACAAUGAUGGCGUGAUUUUGAGAAAGGUGUUUGCCAAAGGCCUGCUGUACCUGGGUAUGAACACAGCUGGCUUGUUCAUCCACUACCUGACAGACCACGCUCAGCGGCAGGUCUUCCUGGAGACACGGCGCUGCAUCGAGGGUCGCCUCAAACUAGAGCAAGAGAACCAGAGACAGGAGCGUCUGGUGCUGUCGAUCCUGCCUCGCUUUGUUGCCUUGGAGAUGAUCGCUGAUAUGAGCUCUAUGGAAGAUGAGCUCAAUCCUCAGGAGUUUCACAAGAUUUACAUUCACCAGUACAAAGAUGUCAGCAUCCUUUUUGCAGACAUCAAGGGCUUCACACUGUUGUCCAUGAACCUGUGCCAGGAUCUGGUCCGAACCCUCAACGAGCUCUUUGGACGCUUUGACCGACUGGCAGAGGAGCACCACUGCCUUCGGAUAAAGAUACUGGGAGACUGUUACUAUUGUGUGUCAGGUGUCCCUAAGCCACAGCGUGCCCAUGCCCGUCAUUGUGUUGAGUUGGGCCUGGCUAUGAUCAACACCAUACAAUACGUGCGGACGCAGCUGAACUUUGACAUGAAUAUGAGGAUCGGGAUCCACUCAGGUUCUGUCCUGUGUGGGGUGCUGGGCCUGCAGAAAUGGCAAUUUGACGUCUGGUCCUGGGACGUGGGCAUAGCCAACAUGCUGGAGGCUGGGGGCAUACCGGGACGCAUCCACAUCUCAAGGGCGACCCUGGACUGUCUGGAGGGCACCUACAAGACAGAAGCCGGUCACGGCCGUGACAGGAACGAGUUUCUGCUCAAACACAACAUCGACACGUUCCUCAUCUGCCAUCAGGAGGAAACGAACAAAGUCGAUCCUGCUGAGCCCCCCAAAGUCCAGAAAAAAACAAAUCGAACCUAACCAGAGCUGCCUUUUCGGAACGUCAUCGACAUGAACAGUAUCCUCGCCUCCUUCACCAACGGCUCAGUGCCCAACAUAUGGCAUUCCACCUCCAAGGAGAUAAACAAACGUAUCAAGCACGCCAUUGAGGUUCGAAGCAGUGAUCGUAUGCACAGGGAGCACAUCACUCCUCUGACUCUGGUGUUCAAAGACACGCACAUCGAGGACAAGUUCUCCCAGAUGAGAGAUGAGAUGUUCAACUCCAACCUGGUCUGCUCCUUCAUCAUGCUCCUCUUCCUCAUGGCUGUCAGGCGCUUAUUCCUGCGCCAGAGGCUGUACCCGGCUGUCCUCCAGUUCUCAGUCUUCCUGCUCGUCUACCUGCUGCUGCUGCUGUUGGCCCUGGCUGAAGAGUUCAGGAGCACUCCUAUACUACUGCAGCACUUCUGCUGCUGGAUCCAUGAAAACAACAGUGCUCGCAACCUCCUCACCCUCACCGCCAUUAUCAUGAACUUUGGGUUGGUCUCAACUGACAUGGUAUGGUGCAUUCUCACAGACACAGGGGAGGCUGAGGUAAUGGACAGAACGAACACAGCUGCACGUCCACUCACCAUCUGCACUUACCCUGAGGUCUUCGUAUUGAGUGGUGUUAUCGCCAUGGUGACCUGUGCCGUGUUCCUGCGUCUGAACUCUCUGCUGAAGCUGGCGGUGUUGCUGCUGGCAGUGGCUGUUUACUCCUACCUCAUCCACCUGGCCUUCCUCACACUCACACGCCAUGAUAUGCUACACAAGUCUCACUAUGUCAGGAGAAAGGGAAUCUCCAUCCUUCUUAUGGUCAUGUUUAUUGUUGCUGUGUUCUACAAUGGACGGCAGUGGGAGGCCACUGCCAGACUAGACUUCCUGUGGCGUCUACAGGCCCAACAGGAAGUAGAAGACAUGAGGGAAUUGCGGGAACACAACGAGUGUUUACUACACAACAUCCUGCCUGUGCAUGUGGCACGACACUUUCUGGACCGGAGCAAGAAUGAUGAGGAGCUUUACUCGCAGUCCUACGAUGAAGUUGGUGUUAUGUUCGCCUCCAUUGCUGGAUUCAAUGAGUACUUUGAGCAGAAAGAGAUCAAACAUGAGGGAGUGGACUGCCUUCGACUACUGAACGAGAUCAUUGCUGGCUUUGACGAGUUGCUGGAGGAGUCCUAUUUCCACUAUGUGGAGAAGAUCAAGACCAUUGGGAGCUGCUACAUGGCAGCCUCCGGGUUGGCCCCAGACAAACAGGGAUCUAUGGAUGAAUGGAAUCACCUGAGCGAGCUGGUUUUGUUCGCGCUGGCAAUGCAAGAGACCUUGAGAGAGAUUAACAGGCUCUCUGCCAAAAACUUUCAGCUGCGUGUGGGCAUUGCCCAUGGGCCGGUAGUGGCAGGGGUGAUCGGUGCCACCAAGCCCCAGUAUGACAUCUGGGGGUCGACAGUGAACCUGGCCAGCCGCAUGGACAGCACAGGCGUGAGCGGGCGCAUCCAAGUACCUGAGGCCACGCGCAGGAUCCUGGCAGAGUGGGGUUUUGUGUUGGAACUACGUGGAGAAAUCUUUGUCAAGGGGGUGAGCGAGCAGCAGGGCAAAGUCCGCACCUAUUUCAUCAGCAACAUGCGCAGCAAGAGGGCCAACCUUGGAACAGAUGGUCGCAUGGGGGGGCGGACAGGAGGACGCAUGACGCUUGCAGGAGUGGUGUUUGGUCUCGUCCAGGCCAGACACAAGGAAAAGAUGAGAGAGACCAAUGGGGGGUUCGGUCUGAAACCCUGCACCCUUUGA